Molecule: messenger RNA, 6120 nt
Organism: Acanthosepion pharaonis
Lineage: Eukaryota; Metazoa; Mollusca; Cephalopoda; Sepiida; Sepiidae
Source: the annotation of a GenBank genome assembly
AUGUCUCGAUACAUAUCUUCCUGUCCAUAUCUAUCUAUCUAUCUAUCUAUCUUUAUAGCUACUACUGCAAAUACCAGCACCUGGCAUUUCCGUUUUCCCGCACUUUCAAUUUCAAUCAUCAAUAUUCUCCACUUCCCGCUCUUCAAGAAUACAGCACCUGGCAUUUCCGUUUUCCCGCACUUUCAACCACAUCAUCAUUUCCGUUUUCUCCUUCCGUUUUCCGCUUACUCAUCAAAUACAGCACCUGGCAUUUCCGUUUUCCCCUACUUUCAAGCUUACAUCAUCAAGUAUUCUCUACUUCCCGCUUUUCCAAGAAUACAGCACCUGGCAUUUCCGUUUUCCCGCACUUUCAAGCUUACAUCAUCAAGUAUUCUCCACUUCCCGCUUUUCCAAGAAUACAGCACCUGGCAUUUCCGUUUUCCCGCACCACAAGCUUCCAUCAUCAAGUAUUCUCCACUUCCCGCUCUUCCAAGAAUACAGCACCUGGCAUUUCCGUUUUCCCUUUCAAGCUUACAUCAUCAAGUAUUCUCCACUUCCCGCUCUUCCAAGAAUACAGCACCUGGCAUUUCCGUUUUCCCGCACUUUCAAAUUCCAUCAUCAAGUAUUCUCCUUCCCGCUCUUCCAAGAAUACAGCACCUGGCAUUUCCGUUUUCCCGCACUUUCAAGCUUCCAUCAUCAAGUAUUCUCCACUUCCCGCUUUUCAAGAAUACAGCACCUGGCAUUUCCUAUUCUCAUCAUCGAUCAACUUCCGUUUUCCCAAAUACAGCACCUGGCAUUUCCCCAUUUUACACCACUUUCAAGCAUUUCCAUCAAGCAUUCUCCACUUCCCGCUCUUCCAUUAUACAGCAACUGGCAUUUCCGUUUUUCCCCUUCAAGCUUACCAUGGUAUUCUCCACUUCCCGCUCCCAAGAAUACAACCUGGCAUUUCCGUUUUCCCCAUUUGGAGUCAUUAUCAAUUAUUCUCCACCUCCAUUCUCCAAAAUACAGCACCUGGCAUUCCGUUUUCCCCGUCACCCAUCUAUCAUACUGAAUUCUCUCACUUCCCGCUCUUCCUCAGAUAUCGCACCUGGCAAUCCAUAUCCCGCUCUCCCAAGAAUACAGCACCUGGCAUUUUCCCAAGCCUGGCAUUUCCCCACCACCCGCAUAUACAUCAUCAAGUAUUCUCACCUGGCUCUUCCAAGAAUACCAGCACCUGGCAUUUAUGUUUUCCAUUACAUCAUCAAUAUUCUUCCCAUUCCCGCUCUUUCCAAGAAUUAUCCAGCACCUGGCAUUUCCAAACGACCCUGCACCUUCAUUUCUUACAUCAUCAAGCAUCUAUGUACUUCCAGGCUCUUCCAAGAAUACACCUCCUGGCAUCAAUACAGCACCUGGCAUUUCCGUUUUCCCGAUUCACUUUCAUCAUUAUCCAUUCACUUCCCGCAUUCCAAACUUCAGCACCUGGCAUUUCUUCAACCCAUCUCAAUACCACUUCCCGAACACCUGGCAUUUCCGUUUUCCCACCUCAGAUUUCAAAUCGGCUGCCAUUAUCAAUUUGGAUUCUCUACUUCCCACCCUUCCAAGAAUACAGCACCUGGCAUUUCCUUUUCCCGUCACCCAUCAAUUACAUCAUCAAGUUUCUCCACUUCCCUCUCUUCAGAAUAUCGCACCUGGCAUUUCCGUUUUCCCGAUUUCAAGCUUACAUCAUCCAAGUAUUCUCCACCACCCGCUUCCAAGAAUACAGCACCUGGCAUUUCCGUUUUCCCGUACUUUCACAGCUUACAUCCUCAAGCAUCAUCAAGUAUUCUCCACUUCCCGCUCUUCCAAGAAUACAGCACCUGGCAUUUCCGUUUUCCCGCACUUUCAAGCUUACAUCAUCAAGUAUUCUCCUAUGUACUUCCCGCUCUUCCAAAGAAUACAGCACCUGGCAUUUCCGUUUCCCGCACUUUCAAGCAUUCAUCAAGUAUUCUCCACUUCCCGCUCUUCCAAGAAUACAGCACCUGGCAUUUCCGUUUUCCCGCACUUUCAAUCUUACAUCAUCAAGUAUUCUCUUAUCUUCCCGCUCUUCCAAGAAUACAGCCCCUGGCAUUUCCCUUUUCCCGUACUUUCAAGCUUACAUCAUCAAGUAUUCUCCACUUCCCGCUCUUCCAAGAAUACAGCACCUGGCAUUUACGUUUUCCCGCACUUUCAAGCUUACAUCAUCAAGUAUUCUCCACUUCCCGCUCUUCCAAGAAUACAGCACCUGGCAUUUCCGUUUUCCCCGGACUUUCAAGCUUACAUCAUCAAGUAUUCUCCAUGUUCCCGCUCUUCCAAGAAUACAGCACCUGGCAUUUCCGUUUUCCCCGCACCCAUCAAGCUUACAUCAUCAAGUAUUCUCCACCCCUCCUCUCUUCCAAGAAUACAGCACCUGGCAUUUCCGUUUUCCCGCACUUUCAAGCUUACAUCAUCAAGUAUUCUCCUUCCCGCUCUUCCCAAGAAUACAGCACCUGGCAUUUCCGUUUUCCCGCACUUUCAAGCUUACAUCAUCAAGUAUUCUCCACUUCCCGCUCUUCCAAGAAUACAGCACCUGGCAUUUCCCGUUUUCCCGCAUUUUCAAGUUUCUCCACUUCAUCUCUUCCAAUUAUACAGCACCUAAUUUUCCCGCUUUUCCAAGAAUCUCAGCUCCACCUCUUCCAAUACAUUUCCGUUUUCCCGCACUUUCAAGCUUACAUCAUCAAGUAUUCUCCACUUCCGCUCUUCCAAGAAUACAGCACUGGCAUUUCCGUUUUCCCCGCACUUUCAAGCUUACAUCAUCAAGUAUUCUCCACUUCCCGCUCUUCCAAGAAUACAGCACCUGGCAUUUCCGUUUUCCCAUCACUUUCAAGUUACAUCAUCAAGUAUUCUCCACUUCCCGCUCUUCCAAGAAUACAGCACCUGGCAUUUCCGUUUUCCCCGUUUUCAAGCUUACAUCAUCAAGUAUUCUCCACUUCCCGCUCUUCCAAGAAUACAGCACCUGGCAUUUACGUUUUCCCGCACUUUCAAGCUUACAUCAUCAAGUAUUUUCCACUUCCCGCUCUUCCAAGAAUACAGCACCUGGCAUUUCCCUUUUCCCGUACUUUCAAGCUUACAUCAUCAAGUAUUCUCUACUUCCCGCUCUUCCAAGAAUACAGCACCUGGCAUUUCCCUUUUCCCGUACUUUCAAGCUUACAUCAUCAAGUAUUCUCCACUUCCCGCUCUUCCAAGAAUACAGCACCUGGCAUUUCCGUUUUCCCGUAUUUCAAGCUUACAUCAUCAAGUAUUCUCCACUUCCCGCUCUUCAGAAUACAGCACCUGGCAUUUCCGUUUUCCCGUACUUUCAAUGCUUACAUCAUCAAGUAUUCUCCACUUCCCGCUCUUCCAACCAGCACCUGGCAUUUCCGUUUUCCCCCAUUUCAAGCUUACAUCAUCAAGUAUUCUCCACUUCCCAACUCUUCAAGAAUACAGCACCUGGCAUUUUACGUUUUUCCCCACUUUCAUUACAUCAUCAAGUUUCCCCCCUCUUCCAAGAAUACAGCACCUGGCAUUUCCGUUUUCCCCAUCUCAAGCUUACAUCAUCAAGUAUUUUCCACUUCCCGCUCUUCCAAGAAUACAGCACCUGGCAUUUCCGUUUUCCCGCACUUUCAAUUUACAUCAUCAAGUAUUCUCCACUUCCCGCUCUUCAAGAAUACAGCACCUGGCAUUUCCGUUUUUGACGUACUUUCAAGCUUACCUCAUCAAGUAUUCUCCACUUCCCGCUCUUCCAAGAAUACAGCACCUGGCAUUUCCGUUUUCCCGUAUUUCAAGCUUACAUCAUCAAGUAUUCUCACUUCCCGCUCUUCCAAGAAUACAGCACCUGGCAUUUCCGUUUUCCCGUACUUUCAAGCUUACAUCAUCAAGUAUUCUCCACUUCCACUUCCAAGAAUACAGCACCUGGCAUUUCCGUUUUCCCGUAUUUCAGCUCAUUUUCCAUUUUCCACUUCCCGCUCUUCCAAGAAUACAGCACCUGGCAUUUCCCAAGUUUUCCCGUACUUCAAGUAUCAUCCACUUAUCCCUCUCUUCCAAAAUACAGCACCUGGCAUUUUCCUUUCCCGUCCCCAAGCUUACAUCAUCAAUUUCUCCACUUCCCGCUCUUCCAAGAAUACAGCACCUGGCAUUUCCCUUUUCCCCCGUUUUUCAAUCUUACAUCAUCAAGUUUCUCCACUUCCCGCUCUUCCAAGAAUACAGCACCUGGCAUUUCCGUUUUCCCGCCUGAUUUCAAGCUUACAUCAUCAAGUAUUCUCCACUUCCUCUUUAAAGAAUACAGCACCUGGCAUUUCCAAUACAGCACCUGGCAUUUCCGUUUUCCCGCCUUUCAAAUUAACAUCAUCAAGUAUUCUCCACUUCCCGCUCUUCCAAGAAUACAGCACCUGGCAUUUCCCUUUUCCCGUAUUUCAAGUACAUCAUCAAGUAUUCUCCACUUCCCGCUCUUCCAAGAAUACAGCACCUGGCAUUUUCCGUUUUUUCCUUGUUCAAGCUUAUCAUCAAGUAAUUCUCUACUUCCCACCGUCUUCCAAAAAUACAGCACCUGGCAUUUCCGUUUUCCCCUUCUCUAAUUACAUCAUCAAGUAUUCUCACCCGCUCUUCCAAGAAUACAGCACCUGGCAUUUCCGUUUCCCGUACUUUCAAUUACAUCAUCAAGUUCUCCACUUCCCGCUCUUCCAACCAGCACCUGGCAUUUCCGUUUCCCGUCUUUCAAUUAUCACAUCAUGUUGCUUUCUCCAUUCCCUCUCUUCCAAAAUACAGCACCUGGCAUUUCCCUUUUUCUCUCUUUCAAGAUUUUCAAGUCCACUGGUUAUCUCUUUGUAUACAGAACCUCUUCAAGAAUACAGCAUUGUUUUCCCCACUUUCAACCACAUCAUCAUUUUCUCCGUUUUCCCCUCUUCCAAGAAUACAGCACCUGGCAUUUCCCUUUUCCCGUUCUUUCAUCUUACAUCAUCAAGUCUCCUUUUCCAAGAAUACAGCACCUGGCAUUUUCCGUUUUCCCCUUCUUCAAAUUUCAAUCAUAAUGUUUCUCCACUUCUUCAAGAAUACAGCACCUGGCAUUUCCCUUUAUUUUUCUUGUUUCUUUUCUCUACUCUCUCUUUCUUUCCUCCAUUCUUUUUAUUUUCUUUUUUUUUUUCGUUCCUUUUUCUUUCUUAUUUCUUUCUUGUUCUCUCUUCCUUUCUUUCUUUACUUCUUUAUUUUUAUUUUCUUUCUUUCAUUCGUUUUCCUUCUUAUUUCUCCUUUUCUCGCUUCAUUUUUUCCUUCUUUCUUUUUCUUUUCUUUCUUUCGUUCUACCGCACAAAUUUCUUUCCUUCUAUCUCUCUCUCUCUCUAUCUAUCUAUCUAUCCAUCUAUCUAUCUAUCUAUCUAUCUAUCUAUCUAUCUAUCUAUCUAUCUAUCUAUACACAUCUAUCUAUCUUAUCUAUCUAUGUCUAUACACAUCUAUCUAUCUAUCUAUCUAUCUAUCUAUCUAUCUAUCUAUCUAUCUAUCAAUUGUUUAUUCAUUUUCAUUCUUUUUUUUAUCUAUCUAUCUAUCUAUCUAUCUCAGUUUAUUCAUUUUCUUUCUUUUUUUUUUUUAAAAAAAAAUAUCUAUCUAUCUAUCUAUCUAUCUAUCUAUCUAUCUAUCUAUCUUGGUAUCUAUGUUUAUUCAUUUUUUUCAUUUCUAUCUCCUUCUUAUUCAUUUUUUCCUUUUUCUAACUCCUUUUUAACUGACCUACCUAACUACCUACCUACCUAUCUAUCUAUCUAUCUAUCUAUCUAUCUAUCUAUCUAUCUAUCAGUCUCAGUCUAUUCAUUUUCUUUCUUUUUGUCAUUCUUUCUUUCUUUCUAUACGCACAUAUGUAUAUACAUUUAUAUACAUGCGCACAUACACACACGCACAUAUAAAUAUUUUUCAUGGUUCUCUUUCUUUUUCCUUGUAUUCACCUGUGCCACUGAUCAAUGGACAUAUCUUCUUUCUUUCUCUAUUAUUUGGCUGUUUGUUUCUAUAUAUUUUUCAUUAUUUCUUAUUCAAGCUUUCUUUUUCGCCCACCAAAAUACUUCCGCCUUCAUGCAUAAAAAUAAGCUCUUCUCCGCCAUAUUCCCUUCGAACUUUAGCACAUUGAUUGCAAUUAGUCCCGGACGCUGA